AUUUUAUUCUCUCAUUAUAUAAAUUAGAUUUAGAGGCUUCUAUUUUCUUCUUCUCUUUUCUUUAUUAUAUUUUUAAUACAAAUGUCAACUAUAGAUACUUUUUCUAUUCAAAUGCCUCAACCAACAGAUUGGAGUGACAAUUAUUUCUCAUUUGAUCGCAGUAAACGCUCCAGUACUUCAUCCCUUUAUUCAAAUGGUUCUGCAGUAUCUCUUUAUGAAGUACCUUCUUUACAAGAAGAGAGAUCAACAAGACACUCUAAUAAAAAGGGUGUCAGUAGUUUCAUUACCAAGCUCUUUUCUAUGGUGGAAGAAUGUUAUCAUCAACAUCUUAUUUCAUGGAAUCCCAGUGGCACUUCUUUUUUUGUAUGCCAUGCCAUUCAAUUCUCUCGAAUUGUCUUGCCAGAAUACUUUAAACACAGCAAUUUCUCAAGCUUUGUUCGUCUCUUAAACAUGUAUGGUUUUCACAAAAUCAACAAGUCACCCAGAGGGCAAAGAAACAACAACGAUAAUGAAAUCUGGGAGUUUUCCCAUCCUAAAUUCCAACAUGGACGUCCAGACUUACUCAAAGACAUUAAGCGUAAAGCUAUGGAUUCCGAAUUAUUGAGACGAGAAACAGGUGACAUUCAUGCUUCCUUUGCCGCACUGCAAAUGACACAAACAGAUUUACUGCAACAGUUUCAGACCUUACAAGAUAAUUUUUCUCACUUGCUAAAAUGCUUUGAACAGUCCAAAAAGAUACAAACACAACAACAAAUGGCGAUCUGUCAACUUGCUGAAAUACAAGGCCUCGAUCCUCAUAACCUGUUUUCGAGUGAUUCUUUAGCUCUUUUUCCAACUAUUCAACCUACACCUGAUGCUACUCUGACUAUGUAUAAUACGUCCAAUCAUUCAUCACCUUCAUCUUUAUCACCUAGUAUGCUUGAUAUAACCAAGAGCCAAUUACUACCUAAUAGUCCAGUACCUUCCAACAUGUCGAGAUCAAAUAUUUUGGUCGAUAAUGAUCCACUCUCUUCAAGAUAUGAAGACACCUUUGCUUUGACCUUCUCAACCUGAUUUUUUUUUAUACGUCUUAUAUGUAAAUACCUUUUAAAAUAAAAUAAAAGGAAGAGAGAAGAGUUCUAUAAAUAGUUCUUCCUUUUAUUGAUUUAAUGGUAUCCAUAAAG
Gilbertella persicaria is the source of this 1163-nucleotide messenger RNA. Its product is annotated as HSF-type DNA-binding-domain-containing protein. The transcript has 3 exons. Gene Ontology annotation, molecular function: sequence-specific DNA binding; DNA-binding transcription factor activity. NCBI's taxonomy places the organism in Eukaryota, Fungi, Mucoromycota, Mucoromycetes, Mucorales, Choanephoraceae. Bases 82 to 1053 code for a protein of 323 amino acids. Gene Ontology annotation, biological process: regulation of DNA-templated transcription. The record is from RefSeq and is a predicted model, not a curated record.